UCUUCUCGUGGUAGACUCCACAUCUUCAACUAUCGUAUUUCAUCCCACCACUCUCCUCCGACUAAUGAAUAUCACUCCUUCGCAUCUCAGUUCCACUCAUAUCGACGUUCUUCACUGCACUGCGUGGGGAAAUAGAAAGAAAAAACACGAAUUCUGAAGAUGUUUUUCCAGAAUGUAUUAGUAGACGAACGCCCUUCGAAUCUUUUUGGUUAUUUGUAUCGAUGUGAUACGAAGAUUGUGUUAUCAAGUGCAUAAUUACAGCUGGAGAUUAAUACGAACUUUAGAGGAUCCACGACAAGCUCGAGUACAACUUUCACUACCUUGGAUCUUGCGUCUUUUGAUUGAUUAUACGUUAUCUUUUGUAUCGGUAUUUGACUAAUACAUUAUUGAAUAACAAUUUGCAUCUGAAAGUGUAAUCAGAUUUAUAUUUUUUUUAUGAACAGAAAAUGGUAUCAAAUGAAUGAUGAAAGUUGUGGCCAACCACAUUCUCCAUCGCGUAUAAGACCAUAAACAGUGUGAGAAUUUGAUCUAAUUUGAUUGUCAUUGAAGAGCAAUAUGGAUAGUUACUACAAUUCUACUUUACCCCCAGAUGUCACUAUCCUCGGCCAAGUCUUCGGCGAUGAUGGCGACGACGACAACAACGAUGAGGUGAUCGGAUCUUCCUACAGCGUCCCUCUCCUGGUCGCUUACGUCACCUUUGCUCUCUUUGGAUGUAUCGGGAAUAUUCUCGUCAUCGGUGCCGUGUUCGUACACCACAAACUUCGUGUUCUUAGUAACACUUUCUUAGUCAAUCUCGCAGUCGCCGACCUCAGUGUGUCGGCAGUCAUCAACGGUUUCGGUAUCCUGGGACUUAUCAAUGUCCGAUUCUUUGAAGACAAGCCAGCUCUCUGUGAAAUCAUCGGCAUCGUAUGCGUGACAAGUUGUUGCGGAUCAUUAUGGAGCUUAGCAAGCAUCGCCAUCAAUCGGUACAUCGCCAUCUGUCAUCGAGAUCUUUACCGUCGCAUCUACACUCGACGGACCAUGCCCCUUCACCUCAUCCUCAUCUGGACUGUAUGUUUCCUCGCCGACAUCCCCAACCUCUUCGGCAUGGGCGAUCACGAGUUCGACCCGGUGCUCCUGGUCUGUACGUUCGACUACCGCGAGUCGUACAACUACAAUAUUUUCCUCUUCAUCUUGGCCUUUUGUCUCCCAAUGGUGUUCAUCUCGUUUAGUUAUGUAAAAAUCUUCAUCUACGCCAAGGGAAUCUCACGGGAGCUACGCAAUCUCCAAAUUGACAAGGAUAACGAAAAGAGCAAUAAGAAGCACUACAAGAUUCGUGUAACCGAUCGUCGUCUCCUUCGAACGAUCAUGAUGCUCGUCAUCUUCUUCAGUCUCAUGUGGGCCCCAUUCUCUUUGAUCGUGGUCAUAGACCGCGAUACUACCUUCCCACCUCUGGUCUAUAUCCUUGUCGCCAGUCUCUCUCAUACUAACUCCAGCAUCAACUGGCUUCUCUACUGCGCCACCAAUAAAAACUUCCGUGAGGGAUACAGGACCUUCAUCUGUAAGGUAUGCUUGUGUGGGAUGGUGAAAACCAAGAAGAACUUCAGUAUAGACAUGGGCAAGAUAAUGUUCAACCGCAGAACGAACAACGAAUCGAUGUCAAGAGAUAUGUCUCGAACAGGAGGUCAGCGAACCACCGAAGAUCAACUCUAGAAUGAAAAGAGGAAAAGAGAUCAAGAUAUGACUGUAAAGAGUUGAGAGGAAAGGAGAGAAGGAAUGGAAAACAGCAGAGAUUCCAUGCAUGGAUUUAAAAAACGACACUUUAUCAAUGAUCAUACUUCAUUCGAGUCGAUUGCUGGUCAAUUUGAUCAAUUUGUUCAAUGUACAUUAUUAUAUAGCUUAUCUACCUUUUAGUGCUUUGAAAUAUUUUACAAUAAAUUUUUCGCGUAAUUUUGGCAGAAUUUUUUUUCAGAUAAUUUGCUACUUAAUAGAAAAAUACUUAACCAUUUUCAUGAUGUUCCAAUUUCAUAUUAAAGUUUUUUAAUUUUAAUUUUAUUAUACAUUAAUCUAAUUUCGCUUUAGCAUGUGACUAUGUCUUUUUUGUGAAGCAUUUGACUCAUAUUCAACAUAAUAGACUUUUCCAUAAAUACAGAUUCUCGAGUGGAA
This is a messenger RNA of Lytechinus variegatus (green sea urchin), 2145 nucleotides long. Its product is annotated as melatonin receptor type 1A-like. Gene Ontology annotation, molecular function: G protein-coupled receptor activity. The transcript is spliced from 4 exons. The record is from RefSeq and is a predicted model, not a curated record. The coding region runs from base 556 to 1692 and encodes 378 amino acids. Gene Ontology annotation, biological process: G protein-coupled receptor signaling pathway. Gene Ontology annotation, cellular component: membrane. Lineage: Eukaryota; Metazoa; Echinodermata; Echinoidea; Temnopleuroida; Toxopneustidae.